Spirodela intermedia is the source of this 4756-nucleotide messenger RNA. The record is from the annotation of a GenBank genome assembly. NCBI's taxonomy places the organism in Eukaryota, Viridiplantae, Streptophyta, Magnoliopsida, Alismatales, Araceae.
AUGAACGGGGUGAAGGGAGAUGGCGGCGAUGGAGCGGGGGUAGUGGGGGUUAGAACGGUAAUGGGGGCGCGAUGGCGGUGGCGGUGGGUCCCUGCGGUGGGGGCCCUUUUGGUUGUGUUCCUCGCGGUGGCAGUGGCGUCGGGGCGCAUCGCCCCUGGGAUGACCCUUUUGGGGAGCACCAUCAGCUCUUGCCCUUGCAAGGUUCGUUCCUGCUUUACUUCUGCUUAUCAUUGGUUGAGUUCCGUUCUUCUUCCCUUCUUUUUCUCUCUGGUGCGGUGGAUGAAUUGAGGGCAUCUCCCGUUGAGCCAUGUUUGCGGGAUUUUGUUUGAAUUGUUAUUUCCGGCUGUGGAAUUGGUCGAUGAUUGCCUUUGAAAUUGAAUGCAAUAUUUGCCCUAAAUACAAUUUCCCAACGGCAAUUGAGUGCAUUCAUCUGGUCUACAGGGUUCCCAGAAGUACACUGGCAUUGUGGAGGACUGCUGCUGUGAUUAUGAGACGGUUGAUUCUCUAAACAAGGAAGUCCUUCACCCAAUACUGCAGAAGCUUGUAACAACCCCCUUCUUCCGAUAUUUUAAGGUAUGCAUGAUCGCCUGGUUUCAUCUUCCGUUCUUUCUGAAAAUACUGUGUGAGUGUUUUCCAUGUAGUGAGUUCUCCAUAAUGUUCCAUCUUGGUCAACAUGUAUAAAUAACUAAAUAAAUGAACCGAAACUGUUUCUUUCUAUCUUGCUUUGUCGAAGCUGGAUGUAAUUUGGUCAGGUCGCAGCUUCUCAAAUCACAUAUGCAAAUAUCUGAACUCUCAAAGCACAUUUUCCAUCAGGUUUGGGGCUUUCAGCUUUCUAAUUAUACAAUAGUCAUUUUUCGGGUGACUGGGUUGAAGUGUCAUCUAAGGACUUGGCUAUCUAAUAUCCAUGUUCAACCAUAUUUGCAUCUUAGCAGCAUGCUGGGAUUUCAGUUUCUCUCAUCAUGAAAGUUGAACAUGUGUUCUUUUGCUUCACUUUAUAUUAUGGCUUGCUGAUUAACGAUUUCUCUACGGUGUACCAUGUCUUCUUAUUUUGAAAUACUCUUCAUCAGAUCCUCCAUUGGACGUGACUUUGGCACAAUAUACAAUGGGUGAAAUAAUUAUGUUUCUUAACAUAGAUAGCUUUUCAUUUCAGGUUAAGUUAUGGUGCGAUUGCCCAUUCUGGCCUGAUGAUGGAAUGUGCCGUCUCCGAGACUGUAGUGUCUGUGAGUGUCCAGAAGGUGAAUUCCCGGAGCCCUUCAAGAAGCCCGUCUCUGGGCUUUCUGCUGAUGACAUGAUGUGUCAGGAGGGGAAACCACAGGCUGCUGUUGACCGCACAAUUGACACAAAAGUGUUUAGAGGGUGGAGAGUAGUUGAUAAUCCGUGGACAAAUGACGAUGAAACUGACAACGGUAUAACUCACUGAUCUUCCUGACCACCACUUCUGCUGUUCGUGAGGGAUGAUAUUUGUGCUUAACAAAGCAGUGUGUAAAUGAUCAUCUCUUUUCAUUGCAGAGGAGAUGACAUAUGUUAACCUACAACUAAAUCCUGAGCGUUACACUGGCUACUCUGGUCCUUCAGCUAGAAGAAUAUGGGAAGCCAUCUACGCAGAAAAUUGCCCAAAAUGUCAGUAACUCAAUCCUAAUACUAUGAGGUUAAUGAACGACGCUGAUAUUAUAGUAGUUGUAAUUUAAUUUCCUUGUUUAUGCACUAUUUAUUUUUCAUUCUGCUAUAUUGUUCACCGGUAUUACUGCUUCUAGAAGAGAAAUUAGUGUUUUUUUGGUGGUUUAUUUUCAAUUAUUUUGUUAGGUUAGCCCUGGGAGGAUUAAUCAGGUGAUGUCAGUGAGUGUUUGGAAGGCACAAAGUGACCCUAUGAUCUUACACCCGUGCACAGCAGCCUUAAUGGUCGUCACUUUGAUUCCUCAUAAAUAGAAGUAAUAGGUUAGAGAAAGAAGAAAAGUCAACGUUAAGAAUAGCCCUGUGUUGGUUGGUGCAAAAGUGUUGCUGUGGUAAGAAAGAUGAUCCAUAAAGCUACAUCCCUCAUUACCCAAUAACUUCAACGGUCAACAAAUUUAUCCUACUUUUAUGUUUGUACCUAGAUUCAUUCAGCCAUCUUUGCAGUUCUUUGCCUUAGUUUGAUCAUUUUGAUCCUCUUCUCCCAUUUCUUCUAUUUUUUUCCAAUGUAAGCACCGUUUCCAAAAUGAUACGAGCACCACAGAAGUUGAUGUUAUAGAAUAUGAUUAAAUGAAUUACAUUGAAAACUCCCAGAAGUUUGCCUUGUAAACUAAAGGGAAGGCUUUUCAGAACACUUAUUUCACUUUCCCAUUGAAAUUCAAGGUAUGCAAAGGGCGAGUGAUACGCCAUUAAACCAAAUUGCUAACGAACAUGAGAAGAAUUAUGUGGCAUGUGAAAUAGUACCAUAAAGUAUGGCGCAUUAUUGCAUAGACUGCAAGGCAGUGGAUCCCACUCGCUUGAUUUCAGACUGGUUACCUGGAUAGGUUUGGUUCGUCAUUGUGACACCCUCAAUUUCAGACUGUAUUCUUUGAGCUUUGAAAUAUGAUUGCGCCCCUCUUCUCCGACUCUUCAACGGGUGUGAAUUUGACAAAAGGUCAAGCUAUCUGAUUAGGUUGAUUUGAUGCAUCAUUAUUAACUUGACUGAUCGCAUUGUCUUUGUGCAUUGUUCGAAUUUUUGCUUCUCCAACUUUCAAUGGUUGAACAGGGUCAAACUAAAACUAUGAUUACAUUUUUCCCAAGGUGUGGUGCACAUUUCUACACAGUGUGAAUUGGACCCGGACUGUCAGUUCCUCAUUUCUUAUUGUUCAUCAGUACUAACUUUUUGAUAUUAUUGACUGGCUACAAUGGCUUACAUUAAACCUGUAAGCAUAGGAAUGUCAUUCAGAAUGUGCUUGAAUGUGAUUUUUAUGUUAAUCAUUUCUGGUGCAUCUAGAAUUUGAUAAUUCAGGAUCAGGCAAGGAUAAGUUUGGGAGUGAUUGGAGUUUACCAGAAGUCUCCAUGGACUACGCUGCAUGCCUCAAGUCCAUUCUAAGAAAAUGAUUGAAAAAAUGUGAAAGAAUCUAACGUUUGACAUUUUCCCCUCAAAUGUGAAAGAACAAAGUCAAGCUUUGUUUGACAAAUGUCUUAAAGUCAUUGACUUUGUUCGGUUUGCAUCUGACACAUAUUAUGUUCGUGGUUCCCAUAACUUCGAUCUUUUUGACCCGCAUUUUGGGCGAAUUAUUGUGUUAUUUAUCUUUUACGAACAUAUCUUUUUGUUCUUGUAAACCCUCUUGUAAACCGCACUCAUCGAAGUCAAUUUUUUUGUUUUUUUUUUUAAUCUUGUUUGAGAUCCAUUUUUCUGCUGUAGUGUUUAUUCUCUUAUGAGUAGAACAAUCACUUCCAUAAAUGCAUGAUAAUACAAAUGUAAUCAUUCUUGAUUCUUUUCUGAUCAUGGAUGCAUUUUAUGUGCUCUAGAGCACAAUCUUUCCAAAGGUUGAGCAUGGAUAUGAAACUCCCUGUGGCCAUUGUAUCUGUCUCAUGAUCAAGAGGGAAACCUUUUACUUCUGCAGACCCUUCUGGAGAGACUUGCCCAGAGAAGAAGGUGCUGUAUAAGCUCAUUUCAGGCCUGCACUCUUCCAUUUCGGUCCACAUCGCUUCAGACUAUCUCGUGGAGGAAGCCAGUAACUUGGUCGGUCGUCUUCACAAAAGCACUCGCCUUUCAUAUCCUGUGGCGUUCUCUGAACCUGUCAUGUUUCACCGGUUUCAGUGGGGCCAUAACCUGGAGCUGCUGAACGAUCGGGUUUUGAGGCACCCGGAACGCGUUAGAAACUUGUACUUCACCUUCCUCUUCGUUCUUCGAGCAGUCACCAAGGUGGGCAGCUCCUUCUUCCCCACAUUAUCUAUUAGCUUCCAGCAUCAACAAUGUUAAGUACUAUUUUUGGAAUGAUUCUUGUUCAUUCUUCCGGCGGUGUCAUGAAUUGACUCUGUGUUUCUGGUCCUCCAGGCGAAAGACUACCUGGAGCAGGCGGAGUAUAGUACUGGGAGCUCUGUGGAGGAUCUGAGAGCGCAGUCUCUGGUGAAAGAGCUUCUCUAUAACCCUAAAUUACAGGCCGCAUGUCCGCUUCCCUUCGAUGAAGCCAAGCUUUGGAAAGGCCAGAGCGGCCCGGAAUUGAUGCACCAGAUUCAGAAGCAAUUCAGAAAUAUCAGGUAAAUUUCUUUCUAUUAAUAGUAAACACAUCUGCAUCAUCAUCACAAAAUCUCUGAUUUCACAUCACUAUAUAAUUCAUUCGAAUAUAUAUAUAUAUAUUGAAGUCCUUAUCUGUACAUCGGCAUGCUGCAGUGCUAUAAUGGAUUGCGUUGGGUGCGAGAAGUGUCGGCUGUGGGGUAAGCUCCAGGUUCUUGGUCUCGGAACGGCUCUGAAGAUCCUCUUCUCCGUAGAUGGUCAAACCCAUCCAGAUCAUCAGGUAAGCUUCUCCCAUGUUUUCUUUUUCUUUUUCUUUUUUUUUCUCCCAUGAUUUGGGUGAAAUCGAAGCUCAUAUAACUUAUCUUAGUUCGAUCAUCGUCUGCAAAAAAAUAACUGGUUGACCUUGUUUGCGGUGCUCAGCUCCAGCUGCAGCGGAACGAGGUCAUUGCACUGGUCAACCUUCUGAACAGACUCUCGGAGUCGGUUAAAUUCGUCAAAGAGAUGGGCCCUUCGGUGGAUAGAAGCCUGAAGAUGAAGAUGCCCUCUCUGAGCAUUGCAUGGGUCAAAGGGUUCUUGCGAUUUUAG